Diabrotica virgifera virgifera (western corn rootworm) is the source of this 984-nucleotide messenger RNA. RefSeq names its product oocyte zinc finger protein XlCOF19-like. Lineage: Eukaryota; Metazoa; Arthropoda; Insecta; Coleoptera; Chrysomelidae. The transcript has a single exon. Gene Ontology annotation, biological process: regulation of transcription by RNA polymerase II. Gene Ontology annotation, cellular component: nucleus. The coding region runs from base 1 to 984 and encodes 327 amino acids. The record is from RefSeq and is a predicted model, not a curated record. Gene Ontology annotation, molecular function: RNA polymerase II transcription regulatory region sequence-specific DNA binding; DNA-binding transcription factor activity, RNA polymerase II-specific.
AUGAGAGGCAAAAAGGAAAAUGAAUAUGUAGAUUUAAAUGAAUACGUGGAUGUUAUAAUACAAAAAGAAGAAAAACUAAAAAAACCGAAGCGCAAAAGAGGAAUGAAGGACAUUCUCGCAAAAAUGACCUCAGAAGAAUAUGAAACCUAUCUGGUCCAACCUGCUGCAUCUGAUAAACCAUUAAAGUGUGGGAAAUGCUCAUUAUCGUUUCCAAACAACGUUGAACUGGGUUUUCAUUCAAUAAAACACAAUGACAAAGGACUUUAUGAAUGUCAUGUAUGUGUAGAAUAUGCACACCAAAACAAACAAGCUUUUGAUAUUCAUAUAAGGGAACACGAAGGCAUUAAAAAAUACAAGUGCCCUAUAUGCAAUAAGCAGUUCACUACCAUAAGACCAGCAUAUGAGCAUCAGUAUUUUCACGGAAAAGAAAAACCGUUCACAUGUGAUAUAUGUGGACAGAAAUUCCGUACUUCAGUUGCAGCGAGAAAUCAUAAAACCGAGGUUCAUUAUGAAAUGCUGACUGGGCAAAAAUUCGAAAAAUUCGACUGUAAAAUAUGCAACAAACAUUACGCAAAUCGAUCUGGGUUGGAUCACCAUAACUUCAGGCACCACAAAGAACUUUGCAAGCAAAUGCCAGCCUUAUGUGAUAUCUGUGGUAAAGAUUUCUCAACAAAAGCCCAGCUCAGGAACCACAAACGAACGCACUCAAAAGAGUCUGCUUAUUCAUGCGAUGUGUGUUCUAAGAAGUUUACCCAACUUGCAGGCCUAAAACAACAUCAAUCGGUGCAUACGGGAGAGAAGAAGUACGCUUGUAGCUACUGCGGGAAGAGAUUCGCGUAUUUUUCUGGAUAUAAUUAUCAUUUAAAGUUACAUACUGGCGAGAAGCCGUUUUCUUGCAUUAUUUGUGGCAAAAAAUAUAUCGCCCCUGGGAAUUUAAGGAUACAUAUGGCCAAUCACCAUAGCUCCCAAGUUCUUAAAAGUUAG